This is a messenger RNA of Botrytis fragariae, 1392 nucleotides long. Its product is annotated as putative nuclear migration protein. Bases 1 to 1392 code for a protein of 463 amino acids. Gene Ontology annotation, cellular component: kinetochore; nuclear envelope; cytoplasmic microtubule. The transcript has 3 exons. Gene Ontology annotation, biological process: microtubule organizing center organization; establishment of mitotic spindle orientation; vesicle transport along microtubule. Gene Ontology annotation, molecular function: dynein complex binding; microtubule plus-end binding. Lineage: Eukaryota; Fungi; Ascomycota; Leotiomycetes; Helotiales; Sclerotiniaceae. The record is from RefSeq and is a predicted model, not a curated record.
AUGAGCCAAUAUCUGACGUCGCGGCAGGCCGAGGAGCUGCACAAGUCUAUGAUAGCAUACCUUACCUCGACGAAUCUUUUACAUAGUGCCGCGACGUUACGUGAGGAACUUGAUAUCGGUGAAAGCUUCGAUUCUGCCACGAGUAAGAAAUAUGAAGGUCUUCUGGAGAAGAAAUGGACAAGUGUGGUGCGGUUACAGAAGAAGAUAAUGGAUCUCGAAGCGAGAAAUGCGGCUUUACAAAGUGAAAUCGACAAUGCAACACCUACAUCUCUAUCAAAUCGAAAUACCGAUCCUACAGCUUGGCUACCAAAAUCACCAGCAAGGCAUAAUCUUCAGUCGCACAGGGAAGCAAUUACUUGUGUUGCGUUCCAUCCAGUAUUUUCAUCGUUGGCAUCGGGUUCGGAGGACUGCACAAUCAAGAUUUGGGAUUGGGAACUUGGAGAAUUAGAACUCACUGUCAAAGGACACACGAGAGCAGUACUGGAUGUUGAUUUCGGUGGCCCGAGAGGAGGAACAUUACUGGCAUCGUGUUCUAGUGAUCUGACUAUCAAAUUAUGGGACCCAAGCGAUCAGUAUAAAAAUAUUCGCACAUUACCUGGACACGAUCAUUCUGUUUCAGCCGUACGAUUCAUACCUAGCGGCGCAGCUGGGUCACCUUCAUCUGGAAACCUUUUGGUAUCAGCAAGUCGAGACAAAACUUUACGCAUAUGGGAUGUUUCCACGGGAUAUUGUGUGAAAACUAUUCGAGGACAUGCGGAUUGGGUUCGUGAUGUAGCACCUUCUUUUGACGGCCGAUGGCUUCUAUCUGCUGGGGUGGAUCAAACCGCAAGAAUAUGGGAUGCAUCAUCAGGAGACAUAAAGGCAACUUUAUUAGGUCAUGAAAAUACGAUCGAAUGUUGUGUAUUCGCACCACCAGCAAGUUACCCUCAUCUGGCUACCAUGGCAGGAUUAAAGAAACCACCUGCAGCGAGCAGUUCUGCUGAAUAUGUCGCUACCGGAGCUCGAGAUAAGAGUAUUCGAAUAUGGGAUGCUAGAGGUACAUUGAUUAAGACACUCGUUGGUCAUGAUAAUUGGAUUAGAGCCCUUGUCUUUCAUCCUGGUGGAAAAUAUUUGUUAAGUGUGGCAGAUGAUAGAACAUUAAGGUGUUGGGAUCUUGCACAAGAAGGAAAAUGUGUGAAGACGAUAAGUGAUUCGCAUGGUCAUUUCGUCAGUUGUAUGAGAUGGGCUCCAAGUGUUAUUAAGGAUGUUCCUAUCCUCAAUGGAGAAAAUGGCGUGGCAAUUCCGACCAAGAAUGGUAAUGGGACAGCGAAGAAAGAGGAUGCAAAAGUAAGCAUCAGAUGUGUUAUUGCGACAGGGUGUGUAGACCAGGUUGUCCGAGUGUUUGCAUCAUGA